This is a messenger RNA of Coregonus clupeaformis (lake whitefish), 4156 nucleotides long. RefSeq names its product protein kinase C and casein kinase substrate in neurons protein 1-like. Gene Ontology annotation, molecular function: protein binding; phospholipid binding. Lineage: Eukaryota; Metazoa; Chordata; Actinopteri; Salmoniformes; Salmonidae. Gene Ontology annotation, biological process: cytoskeleton organization; neuron projection morphogenesis; regulation of endocytosis. The coding region runs from base 959 to 2401 and encodes 480 amino acids. Gene Ontology annotation, cellular component: endosome; cytoplasm; plasma membrane. The record is from RefSeq and is a predicted model, not a curated record. The transcript has 13 exons.
AAAUGUAAUCAAUUUAAAAUUCAGGCUGUAACAUAACAACGUGGGAAAAGUCAAGGGGUGUGAAUAUGUCCUUAAGGCACUGUAACUGUCAGAGAGCAACACACAUUGUAGUUUAUGAUAUGAUAUUUAGAAGAUGCUUUUAUCCAAAGCGACUUAAAGUCAUGCGUGCAUACAUUUUUGUGUAUGGGUGGUCCCGGGGAUCGAACCCACUACCUUGGCGUUACAAGCGCCGUGCUCUACCAGCUGAGCUACAGUUAUGUCAGAUGUAAACCUCACUGUAUGUGAGAGAAAAACAAAUCAUUAAGAGCGUAAUUUAAUUUAAAAUGGGAUGUUUGCACUUACAAAUAUAGCCUAGUACUAGUUGUACUACACCCAUUGAGACAUUUAAGUCAUAUUCAGGUUGUAUUCAAAACAUUUGCAAUUACCAAUAUGUAGCAGGAAAUCUUUGAUUGCAUUUUUAAUUAUAAGAGUGGGCCCAUAGCAAUGGCCCAUAACCAAUAGUGGGCUAUAGCCUCGCAGCAUUUGCCAAUUAAAUCACACCACAGAAAUAACUGUUCGAGCAGACCAAAAUGUUUCCAAUCCAUCUUAUUAUGUUCAUGACAGUACAAUAUUGAAGUAUUUAAAGAGACAAGCGAUAGCUUUUUGUUGGACCAUCCCCCAAUGUGCGCGAGUGCUUUGCAGCUCCGGGUUGCUGCGUGCAUCGUGAUCUCGCAGAUGCAGAGCCUCUUGCAGAAGAAGCAGGGUCACCUUCUGUCAUUCCAAAAAGAGAGCUGAUAAACAUUAAGAAUAUAUUUGGAUAACACGCUUAGCCUACACCCUGGUGACUUCCUGUAAAGGACAGCAGCUCUCUCCAGGGUUUAUGGAAACCUGAUUUCUCAUCCAGCGGUGAAGUGCAUGAGGAAGCCAGCUCUGCUGCUGACACAUUUAGAGUUUAGCCUGCUUUGCCACAACCAGGAAAAUGUCGGGGUCCUACGAUGAAUCUGCUGCUGCUGCUGACGACGCUAUGGACAGCUUUUGGGAGGUGGGGAACUACAAGCGUGCCGUCAAGAGGAUUGACGACGGCCACCGGCUCUGCAAUGACCUCAUGGGCUGCCUUCAGGAACGUGCCAAGAUUGAGAAGGCCUAUGGUGACCAGCUGACCGCCUGGUCCAAGAGAUGGAGACAGCUGGUCGAGAAAGGACCCCAGUAUGGCACUGUGGAGAGGGCGUGGCUGGGUGUGAUGACCGAGGCUGAGAAGGUGAGUGAGCUGCACCAGGAGGUGAAGAACGGCCUGCUCAACGAAGACCUGGAGAAGGUGAAGAACUGGCAGAAGGAGGCCUACCACAAGCAGAUGAUCGGAGGCUUCAAGGAGGCCAAAGAGGCCGACGAGGGCUUCAAGAAGGCCCAGAAACCAUGGGCCAAGAAGCUCAAAGAGAUGGAGACUGCAAAGAAAACAUACCACAUGGCGUGUAAGGAGGAGAAACUGGCCGCCACCCGAGAGGCAGAUGGGAAGACACAAGCCUCCGUCACAACAGACCAGCAGAAGAAACUCCACGAGAAAACAGACAAGUGCAAACACGACGUGCAGAAGGCUAAGGAGAAGUAUGAGAAGUCUCUGUCUGAGCUGAGUGCUGUCACGCCCCCAUACCAGGAGAGCAUGGAGCAGGUGUUUGACCAGUGCCAGCAGCACGAGGUCAAAAGGCUCACCUUCCUCAAGGAGAUCCUGCUGGACAUCAAACGUCACCUCAAUCUCACUGAGAACCAAAGCUAUGGCACGGUAUACAGAGAACUGGAGCGCACCAUCCUGGGUGCCAACACACAGGAGGACCUGCAGUGGUUCAGCAACCACCAUGGCCCAGGCAUGCAUAUGAACUGGCCAAUGUUUGAGGAUUAUUUACAACAACAUGGAACAAAGGUUCAGGAGUACAACCCAGAUGCCACUGCUGCUGUUGUUAAGAGGGAGAAGGUGCAGAAGCCGGCUGGGGCCCCACCGACCCCCAGCACUGACCAUGUGGCUCCACCUGGAGACCGUGGCAGCAUCAGCGCUGAUCAUGUGGCACCACCUGGUGACCGUGGCAGUGUGAGCAGCUAUGAAAAGAACCAGGCCUACUCCACUGAGUGGUCCGAUGACGAUGCGCCUGCAGCCUACUCAGGCGGUGAGACCAACGGGGGUGGAAAUGGAAACUCCUUCGAGGAAGACUCUGGCAGCGCAGGGAAAGGGGGUGCUGGGACCGGGACCACGUCCGGGGUCCGAGUGCGUGCUCUGUAUGAUUAUGACGGACAGGAACAAGAUGAGCUCACCUUCAAAGCUGGUGAUGAACUGACCAAAACUGAGGAUGAAGAUGACCAAGGCUGGUGUAGAGGUCGCCUGGAUACAGGCCGAGAGGGACUGUACCCGGCUAAUUACGUCGAGGAGAUCUAAUGAUCCUAGAGAAGGAGGACAUGCCAUUGGAGGCAGCUCGGACUGUCUCAUCCAAUCGCACUGCACAUAGCCAGAGACUUACGAGCAACACAUCCCUUGCCCAACAGAUGAGCCAAUCAGAGUCUUGACUAAAUAAAAUCUUAGUAUAUUAGUAGUAUAUUAUAUUAUAUUUAUCCAGUAUUUGGGGUGAGGAGGACUUAAACACUAAAACAGGAGCAGCAUUUAUUUGUGUACACAAACUCAAACAUACUGUAACAUCGAGCCAAUGCAGGGACACAUUUGUGUCGCUGUGUUCAAUAUAAAGAUCAUGCAGAUGAUUCAACGUUUUUGCAGUAUAUUCUCCUAUAACAGUGUGACGAUAAUGUAACCAAUUAUAUCUACCUGCCGGUUUAACCAGAACAAGCUACUCAGCCUACAUUGUGUAUAUAUGACACUGUUUUAUGUAGCAGUUUCAAUGCUGUGUGUGUUCAGUCCUCAUCCUUACAUUGGGAAUGCUGUGUAGUGUUAAAAGUACAACAAAAUGUAUCCUAGAUUUUAUAAUUUUCUCUUUUGUGAUUUGGUCUAAUCCCUUUUACCAGUUGUGCAGUGGUAGAGUAUCUGUUUGUCUCUGUUUCUCAGUUGGUUUGCUAUAGCAGCAUGUGCUAUGCAACAUGCUUUCCCUAAACCUCCAAGCCAUAUUAAGGCUACAAGAUGCAACUAAUCCCCUGAUAUGAAAACCAAUGCAGAGAACCAGAGUUCACCAUUAGACACAGACACAGCAUUGGAAUAGCACCACAAGCUUGUGUCUGCCUUCAUACCCGGAAGUGGAGAGGGUGGAUAGAUUAUUUUCUCUCUCUUCCCAUCACCACCCUUGAAUCAUAACAUCUCAUUUCCAUUAAUUGCAAGGUAUUUUAGAAGAUUUGUUCAUUUCGAUCCAUUGCUGUGUUUUAUCUAGAAUACCUGUGAGGGAACUUCUGCAUUUUAGGGUCAGUAGGCAAGGUAUUAUCACCAGUUUGCUUUGAUUUAAUCUGUCAGUGCUGACAAGAACGUUUCGGACAAUUUGAUUGUUCAGGUGAUGUAUUCAGGCAUAUUUAAUGUGAAUUUAGUUGUUUUCCUGCUGUAGGGGGAAAACAGCAUAUAGAAAAAAUUGUUUUGAACUAUGUUACUGUUCGAUGGUUGUCUCCUGGUAAGAUAGGAACAUCAGUCUUGACGGUACCAUGCUGCAGAUCCUUGUCUUAAAAUGGAAACGUGGACAUGAAUGUACUAUUGUAGGGGCCUGGAAGGAGACAUGCUGUAUUUAACUAGGCAUGUUUUAUUCCAUUGUCAUAGAGAACACUACCAGAAAAAAAAGUGGUUUUGAGCCCAUUUACCUACUUAGGCCAAAGAAUGACCAAAAUCCGAAAAUGCAUAAAACUCUCUCUAUCCAUGCAAUAACUCACAUAUCACAUAACCCUGUCAAGGAUUUUCUUGUCAAGAUGCAACUCAUGCAACUAACUGCUUCCUGUCCUCUGCAUAUUUCUUUGUUCAUUCAGUAGGCGAUCCACAUGGGGGAAGACAAGAGCAUACCACAGUGACCACAGUAUAUCAGAAAUAAUUUAUUUGUCUACAGUAAUUAACUUUACUUUAGAUUGCUCCCAGUAGUAUACUUCACAUGCUCACACCUAACUCAGCCCCAGCUUUGAAUACACAUUUAUAAACUGGAUGGUUCGAGCCCUGAAUGCUGAUUGGCUGUAAACCGUGGUAUAUUUAAGCAAUAAGGCCCGAGGGGGUGUGGUA